UUCAAACGGGGAGGGUGUACGACCGUUGUCAGUGCGCGUGGAGUGACUGACCGUGUUGGGCCCUAGUGUGCGCUGGGGUCCCGAAGCCUGUAGUGUGCCUUGCGGUGGACUGUGGUGCGGGAUGUGGCUGUGACGAGUGUGUGUGUGUUGUGUUAGUGACCCCGUGUUGCUGCUGUACUGAGAUAAGGCGUCGGCAAUGCUGAAACACGUGACCUACCGCUCCACCUCCUCCCUGGGGCGCCUCACCUCCGACCUCACCUGCCGGGGCUCGAGCGGCGUGCCCCCGGAUACCCUCAGCUUGAAAGGGGACAUCGCGCCCUCGACCCCGCGAUCCCCUGACACGCUAUCCCUUAAGGGCGAGCCGCUGGGGGACACUGUGAGCCUUAAGGAUGAGCCCCGACAUGCCCGCCUCGCCCUGAAGGAUUUCCAGGAUACCAUAAGUCUGCAUUCCACUCUGAGCUUCUCGUCCUUGGCAACGGGAAGGUUAUCCUCGAGAUGCUCCUCAACUUCCUCCUUGAGUGAGGCGCCCGCGACGCCGGUGAAGGUGUACCUGCGGGCGCUGCGUCCGGACAUGGAGUACAAGACGCUGAGCCUGUCCUCGGGCGCCACGUGCCGCCAGCUGGUGCUGAUGCUGCUCGCCAAGUUCCGGCUGCGGCACCGCGACCCCAACCUCUUCUUCGUGACCAUGGAGGUGACGGUGCGCGUCCCGGGGGUCGGCGCCCCCGCGCGGCGCCUGCUGGUGCUGGACGACCAGGCGCGGCCCGCGGAGCUGCAGCAGUGCCGCCCGCGGGGCGAGGCGCGCUUCAGCGUGGGCGUGCGGCGCGGCGGCCUCGUGCGUGUGCACGACGGGAUCCUCAUGCCUGGGUCGCAGUACAAGUCGCUGCUGGUCUCGUACCGCACCACGGCGGAGGAGCUGGUGCAGCUGAUGCUCAACUGCUACAACAGCAAGGAGAGCCCCGCGCGCUACGCCGUGCACGAGGUGUGCGAGAAGCCCUACAGCGACCGUCCGCUGCGGCGCGACGAGUACCCGCUGCUGGUGCAGAGCGAGUGGCCGAGGGCGCUGCGGCCCCGCCUCUCGCUGGUGCUGCGGCGCACCGCCGCCUACGGCAUCGGCCUGCAGCCUAGGGUGGCCUGGCGCCGCAGCCUCGACCACUCCGGCACCGACACGGAGUCCGAGCACGAGGACCACAACACCACCAUCGGCAGCCUCCACUCCACCUCCAGCGUCUCCUCCGCCCUCAGCAUAUCCUCGGGCGCCAGCGUGUCGUCGGGCGCCAGCCUGUCCUCCAACGCCAGCACGUCCUCGGGCGCCAGCCUGUCCUCCAACGCCAGCACGUCCUCGGGCGCCAGCCUGUCCUCCAACGCCAGCACGUCCUCGGGCGCCAGCGUGGACUCAAGCGUCAGUGUGUCGUCGGCCGCCAGCCUGUCCUCCGAUGUGUCCACGUCCUCGGGCGUGUCCUCGGCCUCGUCCUCACCCACGUCCUCGGGCGUGUCCUCGGCCUCGUCCUCUCCCACGUCCUCGCCCGCCAAGCCCAAGCCCCCAAGCCCUGCCACUCAGCCCCAGCCCGCCAAGGUGACGGCCAAGCCCCCCAUGCCCACCCCGCCCCACGGCAAGCCCCCCGCGGCCUGCCGGACCACCAGCCUGCCGCCCAUGCCGGUGCCCAGGACGAUCCUCAACACCGCCCCCGCCCUCAGCGCCUCCCUGCCCACGCUGCAGGGCGGCGAGACCCGACCCAGCGCCCCCACCGCUCCCACGCCUACCCCCGCCACCCCCACGCCCAUCCCCGCUGCCUCCACUACCUCCACGCCGCCCGCGACGCCCCCCAGGACCGUCAUGUUCCCGGGAGAGGGCAAGCCGCCCCCCCUGCCCCUGAGGCGGACGUCAUGCUGCCGGAACUACAAGAACUGUUUCUACAUCUGAGCGGCCAGUCAGUCCCCGCAGCCCCGGAGAUUCAUGCCAAAGAUUAGGUAGUAAAGUCCAGUGAGGCGACAGUCAGGUGCCUUGAGGGACGCCGAGGCCUUUGGGGGCACGCGAGAGCCACCAGGAGGAGCCAGAGGGAGCCACGCCGCGUAAUGAGUGUGUUUAGUGAGCUCUGAGGGCGCCUGUGUGUGCGUGGGUGUUAAUGGUGCUGUGGAGGAGUAGGAGGUGGAGGGAGAGUGGAGGAGGAAGAGGACGCGGUGGAAAUGAAAAUGAUGGAAAGAAAGAUGGUGAGAAGGAAGAGGAGGAGGUGGAAGAGGGGAAACUAGUGACGAACUUAAGGAGGAGAAGGAGGAGGAAGAGGAAGAGAAGUGAAAGAAAACUAUAUGGAAAAGAAGAAAAAUAAGAAGGCGGAGGAAUAGAAGAUCAAUGAAAAACUCUAUUGGGGGAGGAAGAAGAGAAGGAGGAACAAGUGUAGAAAGAAAGGAAGAGAAGUAAAUAUGAAGAAAAAGAGAAACGAGAGAAGAAAAAGGGGAGGAGAAGGAGGAGGAAGAGGACGAAGAAAACCAGUGAAAAACAAAACAAAAGAAGAAGAAAAUGCGUAAAGAAAUAGGAAAAAAUAUGAAAAAGUGAAAAUAAUGACUGAAAACGAAGAGAGAGAAACGAAGGAAGAAGAAAAGUAAAGGAGGAGAAAGGGAAAAGAGAGAAAAAAAGAAGAGAAUACAUUAAAGAAGAGAAAUAGAAGUUAGUUAAGUGAAAUCAAAUGAAGUUACUAUCCAUUUUUCUUAUUAUUAUUACAUUAAGUUCAUAACCAAAUAUUGCAACCAUGACCUGAGGAGAAGGUGAAACAAACAAACAAACAAACAAAACCGGUGCUGAUACGCCUAUGAACAAUGAUGAUGAUGAUAGUGAAAAUGUGAAGAUGCAGUGAUUAACCGAGUGGAAGAGGAGGAAGGGAGGAAGAAGAGGGUGGAGGAAGUGGAGGAAACAAAGGCUUGACAUGGGAAAGUGGAGGAGGAGGAGGAGGAAGGAGGAAGAAGAAGGAAACACC
This is a messenger RNA of Eriocheir sinensis (Chinese mitten crab), 2969 nucleotides long. RefSeq names its product angiomotin-like. The transcript is spliced from 6 exons. Gene Ontology annotation, biological process: signal transduction; positive regulation of fibroblast growth factor receptor signaling pathway; positive regulation of epidermal growth factor receptor signaling pathway. The record is from RefSeq and is a predicted model, not a curated record. The coding region runs from base 197 to 1921 and encodes 574 amino acids. NCBI's taxonomy places the organism in Eukaryota, Metazoa, Arthropoda, Malacostraca, Decapoda, Varunidae.